Messenger RNA from Odocoileus virginianus texanus, 2654 nucleotides. The record is from RefSeq and is a predicted model, not a curated record. Lineage: Eukaryota; Metazoa; Chordata; Mammalia; Artiodactyla; Cervidae.
GGCGGGCCCAGAGGGAGGAAGCUGCGGCGCCCGGCGGGAGAGGUGCCGAGGCACGCCGAGGCUCCCCGUGCUGGCUGCGCCCGCGCCCCGCGGCCCCCGCUGCGCGUUGCCAUGCCCUCCUACACCGUCACCGUGGCCACCGGCAGCCAGUGGUUCGCGGGCACCGACGACUACAUCUACCUGAGCCUCGUGGGCUCCGCGGGCUGCAGCGAGAAGCACCUGUUGGACAAGCCCUUCUACAACGACUUCGAGCGCGGCGCGGUUGAUUCUUACGAUGUGACAGUGGAUGAAGAACUGGGCGACAUCCAACUGAUCAAAAUCGAGAAGCGCAAGUACUGGCUCCACGACGACUGGUACCUGAAGUACAUCACAGUGAAGACGCCCUGUGGGGAUUACAUUGAGUUCCCCUGCUACCGCUGGAUAUCGGGCGAGGGCGAGAUUGUCCUGAGAGAUGGACGAGCGAAGUUGGCCUGUGAUGACCAGAUUCACAUUCUCAAGCAGCAUAGACGCAAAGAACUGGAAACACGACAAAAACAGUAUCGAUGGAUGGAGUGGAACCCUGGCUUCCCCUUGAGUAUUGAUGCCAAAUGCCACAAGGAUUUACCCCGAGAUAUCCAGUUCGAUAGUGAGAAGGGCGUGGACUUCGUUCUGAACUACUCCAAAGCGAUGGAGAACCUGUUCAUCAACCGCUUCAUGCACAUGUUCCAGUCGUCCUGGAGCGACUUCGCCGACUUUGAGAAAAUCUUUGUCAGGAUCAGCAACACUAUUUCUGAGCGGGUCAUGAAUCACUGGCAGGAAGACCUCAUGUUUGGCUAUCAGUUCCUGAAUGGCUGCAACCCUGUGAUGAUCCAGCGCUGUCUGAAGUUGCCAGACAAUCUGCCGGUGACCACAGAGAUGGUGGAGUGCAGCCUGGAGCGGCAGCUUACCCUGGAGCAGGAGGUCGAGCAAGGGAACAUCUUCAUCGUGGACUUUAAACUGUUGGAUGGCAUCGAUGCCAACAAAACAGACCCCUGCACUCUGCAGUUCCUGGCUGCGCCCAUCUGCUUGCUGUACAAGAAUUUGGCCAACAAGAUUGUCCCCAUUGCCAUCCAGCUCAACCAGGUGCCGGGAGAAGAGAAUCCCAUUUUUCUCCCUUCGGAUGCAAAGUAUGACUGGCUCCUGGCCAAGAUCUGGGUGCGCUCCAGUGACUUCCAUGUUCACCAGACCAUCACCCACCUUCUGCGCACACAUCUGGUGUCUGAGGUGUUUGGCAUCGCCAUGUACCGCCAGCUGCCUGCCGUGCACCCCAUUUUCAAGCUCCUGGUGGCACACGUGCGGUUCACCAUCGCCAUCAACACCAAGGCCCGGGAGCAGCUCAUCUGCGAGUACGGCCUCUUUGACAAGGCCAAUGCUACCGGGGGCGGUGGGCAUGUGCAGAUGGUGCAGAGGGCCAUGCAGGACCUGACCUACACUUCCCUGUGCUUCCCUGAGGCCAUCAAGGCCAGGGGCAUGGACAACACGGAAGACAUUCCCUACUACUUCUACCGGGACGACGGGCUCCUGGUGUGGGAGGCCAUCAAGACGUUCAUAGCAGAGGUGGUGGACAUCUACUACAAGAGCGACCAGGUGGUGGAGGAGGACCAGGAGCUACAGGACUUUGUGAAGGAUGUUUAUAUGUACGGCAUGCGGGGCAAGAAGGCCUCAGGCUUCCCCAAGUGCAUCAAGACCAAGGAGAAGCUGUGUGAGUACCUGACCGUGGUGAUCUUCACAGCCUCAGCCCAGCAUGCGGCGGUGAACUUCGGCCAGUAUGACUGGUGCUCCUGGAUCCCCAACGCCCCCCCGACCAUGCGAGCCCCACCACCGACGGCCAAGGGUGUGGUCACCAUCGAGCAGAUCGUAGACACGCUGCCCGACCGUGGCCGCUCCUGCUGGCAUCUGGGCGCAGUGUGGGCACUGAGCCAGUUCCAGGACAAUGAGCUGUUCCUGGGCAUGUACCCGGAGGAGCAUUUCAUCGAGAAGCCGGUAAAGGAGGCCAUGGCUCGGUUCCGUAAGAACCUCGACUCCAUCGUCAGCGUGAUCGCCGAGCGCAACAAGAAUAAGAAGCUGCCUUAUUACUACUUGUCCCCAGACCGGAUUCCCAAUAGCGUGGCCAUCUGAGUAGCCGCCUGAGCCUGUCUCAUUGCAGGACGCCCAGCUGCUCAAGGCUGGGCUAGGCUCCCAGACUGCAGCCUGCCGGGCUGGGCGGGCUCCUGGGGCCGCCAAGGGGUGGGCCUUCGGAUUCCUGGGAAGUGGCCUGUGGGACCCAGGCUCCUGGGUUCAAACCAAACACUCCCCAGAUUGGACCACAAUGUAGCUCAGCUUUGGAGCAUUUUCCUGUUUGUUCCUCAGUCUUUAGCAAAUGCCACACUUUGAUCAGAGUAUUUAAAGACUGCAGGGACCUUUCCUACACAGAACAGGACUGUGCCCCUUCCAGCCCUUUCACCCAGCUCAGCACUUCAUGGGAGGCAGUCCAGAAGAGCAGCACAAGUGAUGGAUGUUCUUGCUGAGAAAUGGGAAGAUGAUUUUCUGUUCUAUUUAUGCUUAGUCCCAUCUCUUGCAUACAGUAGGUACCCAGAUAAAUUCUUGUUGAAUGAAUUAAGAACUGGUUGUUAUAAAAAUAAAGGAGUUGGUUCAAA